AACGACAAGGGUUUACAUAUGUCAUCGAACGAAGAAAUCAAUGAGUUUCGUAAAAGAAAAGUGGCCCUGAUUACUGGAAUUUCAGGCCAGGAUGGAUCCUACCUUGCUGAACUGUUACUCUCUAAGGGUUAUGCCGUUCACGGUGUCAUUCGACGAUCGUCCUCUUUCAAUACGGGUCGUAUUCAACAUCUUUACAGCAAUCCGAUUCUUCAUUGCGGAGACUCUUCAUUUACCUUGCACUAUGGUGAUAUGACUGACUCUUCUUGUCUCAUUAAAAUCAUUACUAAAAUCCAGCCAUCUGAGGUUUAUCAUCUAGCUGCACAAUCCCAUGUAAAGGUGUCUUUUGAUUUGCCAGAAUACACCGCUGAAGUUGAUGCCGUGGGAACCCUGAGGUUGCUCGAUGCGAUCCAUGCUUGUGGUUUAACCCGGAAGGUUCGAUUUUACCAAGCGUCAACAUCGGAGUUAUUCGGUAAAGUACAGGAAAUUCCACAAAAGGAAACGACCCCGUUUUAUCCACGUUCGCCAUACGCAGUGGCAAAAAUGUAUGCCUAUUGGAUAGUAGUGAACUACCGUGAAGCGUACAAUAUGUUUGCUUGCAACGGAAUUCUCUUCAAUCACGAAAGUCCUAGACGAGGGGAGACGUUCGUCACUCGUAAGAUCACUCGUUCAGUGGCUAAGAUCAGUUUAGGACAACAAAGCUACGUAGAGCUUGGUAACUUAGAUUCUCUUCGUGAUUGGGGACAUGCGAAAGAAUACGUAGAGGCAAUGUGGCGAAUUCUUCAACACGAUAAACCUGAGGACUUUGUGAUUGCAACCGGAAAACAAACAACUGUUAGGCAGUUUUGCAAUUUAGCGUUUAAGGAAAUCGGCAUGGAUUUGGAGUGGGAAGGCGAAGGUAUCGAUGAGGUAGGGAAGGAGAAAGGCACAAACAAUGUGCGCGUCAAAGUUAACCCAAAGUACUACCGUCCUACUGAUGUCGACACAUUACUGGGCGAUUCAUCGAAAGCCAAGGAGGAACUAGGUUGGGAAGCUCAGAUUUCAAUAGAAGAACUUGUCAAGGAAAUGGUUUCCUCUGAUGUGGCAUUGAUGGUUUCAAAUCCUAUGGCUUGA
This is a messenger RNA of Angiostrongylus costaricensis, 1110 nucleotides long. The record is from the annotation of a GenBank genome assembly. Lineage: Eukaryota; Metazoa; Nematoda; Chromadorea; Rhabditida; Metastrongylidae.